GUAAAAUAACAUUCAAUAAAAUAACAAAAGGUCUAUAGAAAAAACCUGAGUUAUUAGAUGUGUGACUUUUAAAAAUAAUUUUAAAAUAAUUACGGAAGAUAAUUUAAAAUAAUUUUAAAGAAAUCACACAUCAAUAAAACUGCAUUUCUUACAUUUUUAUUACUUUGUUGAAUGUUAAAACAUAAAAUUUUGUGAUACAUUUAAAUAUCUCCAUUUUCGAAGCGAUUGUGAUAUGCGUACAAGCGUGAUGUGUUGUUUAAAUUAACGAAUGCCCUGGAUGAUCGAAUUGUAGGUGUUGCAUUUUGCAGUUAACAAAAUAACAUGAACUCCGAUCGUGCGUAAGUGUUCUCUGUUUCUGAACUUUAAGAGCAGAUUGUAUGGUAAAUGUAUUGCAAGUAUCUUUACAGCUUUGCAAAAAGGAUGAAACUAUACGUCAACUAACAAUACGCAUCGAUGAAACGCAAGAUCAAUAUAACGAAUGUUUCACACAGGCAACUAAUCAGGACGUACAAUUGGAUUUACAACGAGAUGCUAUUGAAAGUCUACAUAAAAGAAUUCGUUGUCUAGAGUAUGAUAAACGUUUAAUCGGUAUUACAAUACAUGCAAUAUAUUAUUCAAUUUUAAGCGGAGUACAGAAGCAAAUACGCGAUCAUGUGAAAGAUUUCCAGGAAUUGAAGUGGAAGAUGGAUAGUUUUAUGGAAACGAAAAAUUACUCCAAAAGCAAAUGCACAAUAUAUCUUAAAGAUAAAAACUGUGAUACUCGAGAUUUGAAAUGCUACUCAAACAGUAUCACGUAUGGAAUAUCACAUGUGAAAGGAUGUUCAAAUAAAGAACCAGAGAAUGUCGCUCAGAUACAACAAUUAAAAACGGAAUUGCAAGAGAUGAAAAAUACCGAGUACGAUUUAAGAUGUGAAAAUGAACAACUUAAAACUAGUAUACAGCAUUACAUAUCAGAGACAGACAAUCUGAUGAAGAAACUAGAGCGUAUUAAACAGAAGGAAACCGAAUAUGAGGGACUUUUGCUGAAACUAGAUAAUGGGAAGAAGGAAAUUAAUAUUUUAAACGAGCGAAUUACCAGCAGCGAAGAAAUUAUUGGACAUCAAUCUCAAGAACUUGAACUACUUCGGAAAAAAUUACUCGCGAAUGAUCAAAUAGAGGAAGAUUUAUCUGAAUUGCAUAUAUCGGAGCAUAAAAUGCUAAUCGUUCUGUGUGAUCGAAUUUAUUCUUUGAAGGUUCUACUGCAAGAGAAAUCAGACAACAUGGUUAAAUUGCAAGCAGAUUAUGAAUUACUUAAGAAUGAAAAUUGUAUACUGAAAAAUCAGAAUAAUAUCAUUGAAGUUCAAACCAAAGAAGACAUUUUACAGUUGAAAGAAAGGCUCAAAGAGGCACGCGUAAAAUUGCACCAGACAGAAGACAAAUAUCACCAAAUAACUGAAGACUUCAGUAAAGUUCAGAAACAACUAGUGUCCGCAACAAAACGAGAAGCUGAUUUACAAGAAUCAUUAACGAUUAUGGAGAAAGAUUAUCGUUCUAAGGUUAUAGAAGUAAAAGAUGAAACGGUCCGUCAUUGUAAUUUAAUAGACAAGCUAAGUAAGAAAUUAGAAGAAACCAAAAGAACACUUGCAUCGAAAGAUACUGAACUUUGUCAAGCACAAGAUAAAUGCAAGAAUUAUACUGAUUGUUUGAACAGCAUACGUCAAGAUCUUGAGAGAGAAAAAGAUAAAUUAAUGAAAGCUGAAAAUAUAAACCGUGACUUGAUUCAACAGUUACAGGAAUACAUGAAAGAGAAUUACCAUCUUGACCGACAAAAAGUUUCACUUGAACAAAAUAAUUCUACGUACUUAACUGAGUUACAAGAUAUGCGGAAAUCUUUGCUCGAGUUGAAAAAGGAAUGUCACUUGAAGGACCGCUCUCUGACAUACAUGUCGGCUGAUUUAACUGAAACAGCUAUCAGUAGAUCAGAACUUUGCAAAGAAUCUCAAUACAUAGUUUCGUGCAUUCGUGAUUGUAUGGAGCAACAGAAAAAGUAUAAUGAAACUCUAGCGAAAAAUUUGGAAAAUAAGCAACAGCUUAUAAUGCAACUUGCAUUCGAGAAAAAAGCUCUGUUAAUUAAAAUCAGGAAAAUGAAACGAAAUAAUCUAUUGACACAAAAACUGAAAAGAACGCAAAAGUUAAAUAGAGGUUUUAAAAAAGCGCACAUAAAUGGUUAUAUAUCACCAUCAAUUGCACCGUAUCAGAUCACGGACACAGAUUUAAUUUCGAAUUUAAAUCAUACAGAUUUACGCAAGAAAUAUUCAAUUAAACCAACCAAAAUUGGUCGACGUACAUCAACAUGCGGCAACUCAUGGUGGUUUCCUAAAAUGGAACACUUAAUAAAUGAAGUUCGGAAGAACAAUCAAUGGUGGAAUGAAAAUUUAAAAAACGGAACAGAAUCUGACACUUCAUUAGAAGAGAACCGUGAUUAUGGUUAUCAAUCAUCUUCUACAAGCAAAUGAAGAAAAAUAAAGGAUUCACUUUGAUGAAGACUGAAAAAACGGUGAAAGUAGAUGUUUGAUGCGUUUGAAUACGGAACGUAGAAAUUUGUAAUGCGAUUUACGGUAGAGUUCGUGCUGCGUCUUCUUUUAUAAUCGUAAAUGUAAUUUCUUAUAUGGAUAUAUAUUGUCAAAUGUACUUCUUUCUAUAUAAAUAAAUGUUUUUUGUGUAA
Molecule: messenger RNA, 2704 nt
Organism: Monomorium pharaonis (pharaoh ant)
Lineage: Eukaryota; Metazoa; Arthropoda; Insecta; Hymenoptera; Formicidae
Product: myosin-11
Exons: 13
Coding region: 378-2495 (705 amino acids)
Source: RefSeq, a predicted model, not a curated record